Molecule: messenger RNA, 1492 nt
Organism: Photinus pyralis (common eastern firefly)
Lineage: Eukaryota; Metazoa; Arthropoda; Insecta; Coleoptera; Lampyridae
Product: putative GTP-binding protein 6
Exons: 5
Coding region: 82-1482 (466 amino acids)
Cellular component (GO): cytoplasm
Molecular function (GO): ribosome binding; GTP binding
Source: RefSeq, a predicted model, not a curated record
AUCAGAACAUAACCUCAAAACUUUGAAAAUUGAAAAGUAAACAUACUUUUAACCCAUGUUGUGCUACUACAACAAUUAGCUAUGCGAAGAUUUUUCGUGUCGCCUAAUUUGCGAGGUGUACUGAACAAUGUUCGGUUUGUUUCAAAUUCUGAUUCCAGUGAAUCUAGUGUCACCGAUUUCUUAGAUAAGAAUGAAGAGUAUGAUUCACUUGCUAGUCGAUACCUGGGACAGUCCAGCUAUAACUGUUUUAUAAUUCAUCCAUAUGUAAAAUGGGGUCCAGAUAAAAUUAGAGAUACAACACCUUCAAAUCAACUUCAAGAGGCAGUCGCAUUAAUACGUACGUUAUCUUCGUGGAAGGUUAUCGAUACCUCUAUAGCACCCCUUACAAGUUUUCAAAAAAAAAUGUUUUUCGGAAAAGGAACUUUGGAAAAAUUGAGGUCACAAAUAAGAGGAAACCCUAAUGUGACUGCGGCAUUUAUAAAUGUUGCUACAUUGAGGAAUUCCCAUUUGACAGAGUUAGAAAAUGAGUUCGGUGUGACAAUUUUUGAUCGAUACAAUAUUGUUAUGCAAAUACUAAGAAUGCACGCGAUAAGUACCCAUUCAAGAUUACAAGUAUCUUUAGCCGAAAUCCCGUAUUUACGGGCAAGAAUUCGUCAUGACAACGUGGGUGUUGUGACAGGUGAACAUUAUGACACCAGAAGAAUUAUGUUACAAGAUAGAGAGAAACAAAUAAAGUCUGCCAUCAAAAAGCUAAAAUCUCAAAGGCAACUUUUGAGGAAUCGUCGAACUACAAUGGAUUUCCCUGUUGUCUCUGUCAUCGGUUAUACUAAUUCAGGGAAAACUUCUUUAAUUAAAGCACUGACAGGAGAAGAGAAAAUGCAACCACAAAAUCAAUUAUUCGCAACCUUAGAUGUAACCUUUCACGCCGGACAGUUACCUUCUAAAUUGAAAGUUUUGUACGUCGACACAGUGGGGUUUAUUGCUGAAAUUCCAACGUCUCUAAUAGAAUGUUUCAAUGUCACAUUGGAAGACGCAAUGAUAGCGGAUGUAAUAUUACAUGUCGUUGAUUUAUCAAGUCCUGACUUGCAACAUCAAGAAAACCAUGUUUUAAAAACUUUAGAAAGCCUAGCGAUGAACAAUAAUUUUGAAAGCUCUUCGGAUAAAAUUAUUACAGUGGGUAACAAAUGUGAUUUGGUAGCAAGUUGUAAGGGAAAUAUGAUACCGGUUUCAGCAACGAAGCAUUUAGGGUUAGAUGUACUUCAGCAAGAAAUUGAAAAUGCAGUGCUGAAAGCCACUGAUCGAAAGAUAGUUGUCAUGAAAGUACCAUCAGGAGGAGAUGAAAUGAGAUGGCUGUAUAAGAAUGCAGUUGUCUUGGAUGUUUCUGCAGAUCAACAUAAUAGUGACUUUCAACAAAUGAAGAUAAUUGUAACUAAAGUAAAACUAGAUCAAUUUAAGAGUUAUUUUAUUGAAAAUAAAUGUUAACAUCAACACA